This is a messenger RNA of Panonychus citri (citrus red mite), 1650 nucleotides long. RefSeq names its product D-ribitol-5-phosphate cytidylyltransferase-like. Gene Ontology annotation, cellular component: cytosol. The record is from RefSeq and is a predicted model, not a curated record. Gene Ontology annotation, biological process: protein O-linked glycosylation via mannose; isoprenoid biosynthetic process. The coding region runs from base 287 to 1438 and encodes 383 amino acids. Gene Ontology annotation, molecular function: D-ribitol-5-phosphate cytidylyltransferase activity. NCBI's taxonomy places the organism in Eukaryota, Metazoa, Arthropoda, Arachnida, Trombidiformes, Tetranychidae. The transcript has 7 exons.
AUUUGCCUUCUAUCAUUUUUUUUAUUAUUUUAUUGCUUCUAGUUAAUUGAACCUUAAUCAGAACAUUAAAUGUAUUAAGUAAUUGUUGCUCAUCUUUAUUCUUCUAAAUUUAGAAAAAAUUGUUCAACAAUUUGGUACGUUUAUCUUGAUAUUCUCAAGAAACAUGUUCAUUUUAUUAUUAUUAAAGAACAUUUUUUAAUUCUAGUUCUAAUUUGUUCUGGACCAAUUAACCUUCUUCACCUAGUGAUCAACGGAUUCUAACCAUUUCAAUCAUCUAUAAUUAACAAUGAGCAUCGGGAUAAUUAUUCCAGCUGCUGGUACUGGUUCUCGUUUUGAUAAUUCACCACCCAAACAAUUUGUUAAAGUUGAUGGCCUACCUUUACUUUAUUAUACAAUAUCUACAUUUGUCAAAUUAUCGUCAACAGUAUUUCGAAAUGGUUUAACUGUUGUUGUAGUUUGUCCCGAAGGAUAUAUGAGUCUUGUCCGAGAAGAGGUUCUGUCAUAUUUUUCAAAUCAACUUGAAAAGGGAUCACUAACUGUCAUCUUAGGCUGUGAUAGUAGACAUCGUUCAAUUAAUACAGCUUUGAAUUACCUACACAAAAGACCAGAUCGACCUGAAUUAGUUAUUAUUCAUGAUGGAGUCAGACCGAUGGUAGACUCAAAUUUACUGUCCCAAUUAAUUGAGAUGGCAAAAGAAAAUGGGGCAGCAGGACCGAUUUGCGAUUUAAUAUCAACUACAGUAAAAAUUGAUUCAGAAAAUUUUGUCUCCGAUAUACUUGAUCAUAAUUUGUUCAAACAAAGUGAAAUGCCUCAAGUAUUCAGAUACGAAGUGAUUAAAAAGGGUUAUGAUGGAGCAACUGAUUUCGAUCUUGAUAAUGGCACUGAAUGUAUGGACUUGGUACGAAAAUAUACCGAUGUCAAGACCAAAGUUGUUCGAGGAUCUCCUUCUAAUCUAUUUAAAGUUACUUAUAAAAAGGAUCUUUAUGCUGUAGAGGGAAUGCUAAAAGAAAUAAGGACCAUAAAAUUAAUACCAAUGUCUUCAAGCGUUGAUGAUGAUUUCUUGCUGAUUGAACGAGUAGAAAAGGACUUGAAGAAACGCUUCAAAAAAGUCUACAUUGAAACAUAUCGAAAUGGUCACAAUCAAUGUGCUCCAAAUGAAUCUUUAGUCUUUUUCUGGUUCCUUGAGAGUUGGUCAGCCUUCAAAAACGAAGAAAAAUCUAUCCUAAGAGGACAAAAGUAUUCUAAUUGGGCCCAUGUUAUUCUAUUCCACCAGGAAUUAGAGGAAUCUGAAUAUUGUGAUGUUGUCCGUUAUACUAAAUCAAGUACAGACAAUUACAUUUUAGGAUCAAACAAAAGUGAUCCAGCGAAAAUUAUUAAAUUUUUGGGAACUAUGCUUUGGAAUCACGAUCACUUCAGUGGUUAUGUUCAUUUUCUAUGACUAUAUUGAUAUUAUCUAUCAUCUAAUUGGUUGUUUUUUUUUCAUUAAUCCAAAUUGUUCAGUCUUUUUGCCAACACCAAAACCAAACCAUUUACCACCAAACAAACAUCCAAAAACACAAUCACUUACCCUGACAAUUGUUAUACGAACAUUGUUUACAAUGUUUCCAAUAAAUUAUCACAAUAAACAAUAAUUUUUGAUUUAUUGUUCAA